Molecule: messenger RNA, 1406 nt
Organism: Cylicostephanus goldi
Lineage: Eukaryota; Metazoa; Nematoda; Chromadorea; Rhabditida; Strongylidae
Source: the annotation of a GenBank genome assembly
AUGCUUAAUCAUUUGCCAAUUUCUGAUCUGAAGAUUCACAAGUCUGGAACGAGCAUACAAAUUUCUUCGGACAGUGUACAAACGAAACUUUCGAUUGAAGACGUUGUUUGGUGGAAGAAGCACACCGAAGCCUGUGUGGUGUCCGUUGUUGGAAAACCAAUGGCAUCACCUAGACCAACCGCAACAUCAUCACAACGUAAUGUCCCAGUCAUAUUUGCUGUGGAGUUGGCUUCGAUUUCUUGCGAUCUCGUCGAUUUAGAUUCUUUCCAGUCAAUUCUCUCCUUACAGUAUCUUAGCAUUACAAAGACAAGCGAAGUACUUGAAAUCGGUGUUGACUGUCUGUGUAUCACCGCGCCGAGCGUGAAUACUACGAACGCGACAUUUGAACAUCACCAGUGGAAUCAUUCAGUCUAUAUAGGUGCGGCGCUGAUACAGUGUAGUUUCAAGGACAACGUCCAAGGAAUUCUAGUAGGUGUAGAUGACUGUAAAAUCGAGUGGAGCGAUAAACUGGCUGAUCAGAUCAGACAGCUGUUAGAAGUCAUAUCCACAAGUGAAUCGCAUAAUGAAAAGGAUGAUGCAAAGAAAAAGAUCAACUUGCGACUACAAAUGAAAAGAGCUGCGUUGAUUUCUGUAGCCAAAGAAGCUGUCUAUCUAGCCCUCACUUGUGAUGAUGUGGAAGCACAAAUUGCAACUGCGCGAAGUAUCGCAGUAUCAGUAGAACAUACGCGAAUAGUGGUUUGUUGUGCUCCUGUACAACCUAUUGGUGUAGAUCUAACUCUUCUGAGAAGGGUAACUCAAUACAUACCACCUAGGAACUUGAAUUUGGAUCCUCCCUGGCGAUGCUGGAAUCAGACGAAGAAUGAUGCGCGUAAAAAUCAGAGAGCCGCUGCAUGGGAUGAGCACAGGAAAGAUAACCCAUUCUUGUGCUUCGAAACGAAUGUGCUUUGCCUUACCGUCGAGAAUCUGUCUCCUGCCAACACGAGCGUAACCUGCUCAUCAAGCUCUCCUAUUUACAUCGUUUGGUCUCCAUUGUUACAUCGAGUAAUACAUCACAUGAGACAAGUGAUACUAAGAACCUUUCGGCGACCCGAGUCUGGUAACGGUUCCCCGCAGAAGAGUAAGAAACUGACACAGUAUCGUGUUCUGACUACUCACACUGUUGAGCUAGUAUUGGAGCUGCCCCGACAUCACAGGAUGGUUUGGCGCAUACCAUCUCUCACAUUCGAUGCUUCACCAUCUAGUCUAUCUGCAGUUUCACCGAAACUGGUUGUAAAUAUGGAUAGUAUGGACAUUCUCACUGCUAUCGACGUCUGCAUUACUCGGCGACCGUUUGAUGCUCAGAUGGAUAGCUAUCGUAGAGGAUUCAAGGAGUUCGUGGCUCCUUCCAAUAAGGUAAGCUCAUAAUU